Phlebotomus papatasi is the source of this 1422-nucleotide messenger RNA. Its product is annotated as inactive selenide, water dikinase-like protein. The record is from RefSeq and is a predicted model, not a curated record. The transcript is spliced from 3 exons. Gene Ontology annotation, molecular function: selenide, water dikinase activity; ATP binding. NCBI's taxonomy places the organism in Eukaryota, Metazoa, Arthropoda, Insecta, Diptera, Psychodidae. Gene Ontology annotation, biological process: L-selenocysteine biosynthetic process. Gene Ontology annotation, cellular component: cytoplasm.
GUUGUUAACUUUGGUCAGCUGGGAUAAUAAAAUCAUAAAAAUAGUCAGGUGAUUGUAGCGAUUGAAGUGUUUUCUGGAUUAUAGAAGAAAUAACAUUUCCAGCCACUUCUGGUGGAAAAUAAGUUAUUAAUUAUGUUCAACCCCGAGGAUUAUGACCUCGAGAGGGACUUCCGCCUCACGAGGUACUCAACACUGCGAGGAUGAGGUUGUAAAGUCCCACAAGAAGUUUUAACCAAACUUCUUGUGGGAGUAGAUUUAGUUGCCGGCAAAGAUCUCCCUGAAGGCAGAAUUGAGGCCGGUAUGGAUUCAGCUGUCAUUCCGCUGGAGCGUCACAAUUUGUCUAUUGUUCAAUCUGUUGAUUUUUUCUAUCCUUUAAUUGAUGAUCCGAUUAUGAUGGGCAAGAUAGCUUUUGCUAAUAUGGCUAGUGAUGUGUAUGCAACGGGUGUGGUUACACUGGACAAGGUCACAAUGAUUUGCAGCUGUCCAGAUAAGUUCAGUGAGAAGGAGCGGGAUGUAAUUAUUCCAUUGUUGAUCAGAGGCUUUAAAAAUGCUGCCCAAGAGGCUGGAUGCCAGGUUUCAGUGGGUGGGAUUGCUGUGAAUCCUUGGUGCAUUUUAGGUGGAGAAGCCACAUCAAUUUGCACCCCAGGAGAAAUAAUUCUGCCAAUUAAUGCCUCGCCAGGCGACGUCUUGGUUUUGACUAAGCCUCUUGGAACUCAACUAGCCACUAAUGCCUACCAUUGGAUGUUGGAUGGAGCCGAAAGCUGGCAGAAGCUCAAAGAACAUCUCACAGAGGAUGAUGUUCGCAAAACUUAUCUCAAAGCUGUUAAUUCUAUGGCAUUUCUUAACAAAUCUGCCGCUGAAUUGAUGCACAAACAUUCUGCCCAUGCAGCCACAGAUGUGACUGGCUUUGGUCUUUCUGGCCAUGCUAUCAAUCUCCUCAAGUUCCAAACGAAAACUCUCAAAUUUCUCAUCCAUACCCUGCCCAUAAUUGAAAAUGUGCAGCGUAUGGCUAAAAUUUUAGGCCGUGAACAAAAAUUACUUGCCGGAGAAGCUGUUGAGACUUCUGGGGGUCUCCUUAUUGCCCUUCCAAAGGAUUCUGCUAAUAACUUUUGCAGGGAAUUCAAAGAUAAAACCUUCAAUGAUGCCUGGAUUAUUGGUUCUGUUGAAUCUUCCACUUCUCCUAGUUUUGAAAUACUAAAGGAAGAUUGCAAACUAAUAGAUGUGUGACCGGAAAGGUUUUUUUUGCAUCAUGAGCCUCCUAGAGCUGGUGACGUGGAUUUUUAAAGGCCCAAAAGCUCGUAAAUCUACCGAAGAUUUCUCUGGGGGCUUUUUUGUAAAGAAAAUCUCUUCAAAGGCUUCAAAGUAUUUAUGUGACUUUUGUUUUGAUCUUGGUGACAGGGAAUAAAAAAUUCUUACAAUGGG